This is a messenger RNA of Anopheles moucheti, 3095 nucleotides long. RefSeq names its product RNA-binding protein 24-B-like. Lineage: Eukaryota; Metazoa; Arthropoda; Insecta; Diptera; Culicidae. Bases 236 to 1099 code for a protein of 287 amino acids. Gene Ontology annotation, molecular function: RNA binding. Gene Ontology annotation, cellular component: cytosol. The record is from RefSeq and is a predicted model, not a curated record. The transcript has 7 exons.
UUACCGUGUGCCAAGGGGGGCGCAGCAACACACAUCCAGCCGGAUCCAGCCGUACAGUUUCAGGGAGCCCGAAUUCGAGAAACCAGCAGAAGAAAUCAGAUAGUAGCAACGAUCUCACUUCGUGCGGGGUGAAACGGUGUGAAUAGCAGCAGAAACGCACCCGGCGUUGAAGAGUAUUGCCAGUGCAACAGUGCAGCAGAUUUGCUGGUAAAGGGCAGUAAAGCUGGAUUACAAAAUGCUGAUGCAGGUGUCCCCGGAUGCGGCCGAUGCCGCACUGGCGUUGGUGCAAUCGGGCGGCACUGGUACGACGACAUCCUCACAGAGCGCACAGAAAGACACGACCUGGACGAAGCUGUUCGUGGGUGGUUUGCCGUACCAUACGACCGACAAGAGCCUGCGGGAGCACUUUAGCGUGUACGGCGACAUAGAGGAGGCCGUUGUGAUAACCGACCGCACGACGAACAAAAGUCGGGGCUAUGGAUUCGUGAUUAUGGGCGAUAGACUGAGUGCCGAGCGUGCCUGCAAGGAACCGAACCCGAUCAUCGAUGGCAGGAAAGCGAACGUGAAUCUCGCGAUACUGGGCGCUAAACCACGGGGCAAUGCAUCACAAGGAUUUCCGUUCGCCACGACAGGACUGCGGACGGCUGGCUAUCCAGUGAUACCGGGACAGUACGGGGUGCCACCGUCCUACAUUUAUGGAACGCCGUAUCUAGGCACGGCGGGUGGAUCGACAGGUGCGGCCGCAACCGCAUCCGGACUGGUACCGAUCCCUGCCACUCAGUUGUCGCACGCAGCAGCGAUUGCUGCCGCCACUAGUCAAUUCUAUGAAUAUCAGAAUGCGGUAGCAGCAGCCGCCGCCGCACCAUAUCCGGGACAGUACAGUACAGGAUUCGAUGCAUAUCCUUAUGCGUCCGGCGCUUCAGCUGCCGGUGCAGCGGCCGCCGCCGCCCAAUACAUGGCCGGUCCGUACACGUACGCCACGUUGCCGCAAGCGGGAGCUGCCGCCGCUGCAGCUGCCGCCGCGGCUGGUGCAUUUCCCGGCCUAUCGCCCUAUCAGAAUGCGACCGGCGCUUCGCUCCAGGAGGCUAGACUGCAAUAAUAUUUACUACCACAAGCGCUGAUGCUGUCGCUGUUCGACGGUGUCGGUGGCGUCAACGAUAAGCGUGCGUAGGAAAGCUAAACCCGCGAGCAGAAGGCAGGUACUCGCCCUUCAUCUCACCUACGGGCGGAAAUGGAAUUGCUGUGCUUGGGGGAGGGGGUGGCGUAAAGCGUUAGCGCAUGAUAUUAGGCAGCCAAAACAAACAAACAAACAAAGGAAUAUAGAAAGGAAACAGUAAUGCAAACCCCCCAUGAAGAAACAAAACAUAUUGGGAAUUAUUUUUAGUUAGCCGGGAUAGUUUUUAAAUCAACUUAGCUAACCCCUUAAGCAUAUGUGUACGGACAUGCAAAUAGUAAGCGAUAAGCAAUGCAAAUGAAGAAUCAGCCGAUCAAUCAAUCAAAUUAAUUGCCCUCAAUUAAUGCUCCCACCAUUCAUCCUUUUCUAAGCAGACGUAGAAGAACAAACAAAACAAAAACACACACACAAGAGCGCAUGUUAUCGCAAUUCGCACAUAUUUAAGCACAUCUUUUUAACCCACUGUUACCGGUCGGGUUACGGAUGGCUCUGAACACGUAAAGAGCAACAAAAAAAAAGGAACGAGUCGUACGAGCAAUCGCACGAAACGAUAUCGCAAGCAUACAAAGCAAGUAAUGAAAUUUACUCUAUUUAUUAUACAACUAGUUUUAACGUACUGUAGAAAGCAGGGGACUCCUUCGACAGGAGUCGCGCCGAAGAUAGGAGAUAAUAACCAAUGAAGAAAGAGGUGUAGAGAGAGGAUGAAAACACAUUAUUUACUUACAUACUUAGGCGUUAAGCAAUACAUAGCGUUUGAAAACGACAUGGGAGUAAAGGAAACAAACAAAAAACUCAAAGAAAAAGGCAGAAUAAAUAUUUAGUAUUCGAUAAAAGCUCAAUUUCUUGUUGUCCCUCGGUGGAAAGGAAAAAAGGAAUCUUGAGGAGCCAGGCAAUAACUAUGCAAAAUAGUUGAACAAUACCACGAUUGGGCAAUGUUUAAUAUCGGAGCGGAAAGACAAAAUGACCAUCCCAGUGAUGGGGCGCAUCCCUUUGCAGAUGGAUCGUGUGGACUGAUAUACGCAAUACUUGUUUCUUUUUACAUACGGAUGGAACGAAGAUAUUGCGAAGCAGGGUCAGAACCAAAUGCUUUGACGGAUGGUAGGCAACAAUUAACCCGUACCCAAGCAAUACCAAUACGUAGCGAACGUCUUAUCCCCACCGAAAAAGCGAAACAACUGGAUCAAGCGAUUAGGAAACAUAGCGGGAGAUCUACACGAAAGCACAGCGACAGGCGCUGUCCGACGAAGGCACCGAGUGAAUAAGUUGUGUUCAACCGGUUGCAAGGCACGCGCGAAGCUUCGAUAAUCAAAACGCAACUAAUUGUGCGUUCGAAUGCAAAAAAAAAAACAAACUAAAAACCCCCUGCUAAAUCACAUCAAGACCACACCUGAUCGUGCUCGAUCCCGCUUCCGUUUCCUUUUCGUGCACGGGGCACAGCAGCAGGCAGCAGCAGCAGAAUGAAAUUCUAGUCAAAUGUGUGUGUAUGUGUGAGCUUUCGUUUGCCUCGUGGAAGUGGUUAAUUUAUUUUUCCCAUUUUGUUGUUGCGUAGGUUUUUGUUUUGUUUAAGAAGCGUAUCGUCGCAACCCCCCGUUUACCCGCUGCCGGAUCUGCCGGAACGUGCCGGGUGGGGGCUGUGGUGAGUGAUUUAGUAAAAUUGUUCCCUUCUUCUUAACCACUUGUUUCAACCGGAACAUUUUGACUUUGUUGGCUUUUGUUGAUAAAUUUGAGUCCAAUUGUACAUUACGGUUUGAGAUUUAUUUUGCGUUGCCUUGGAUUAUGCGACAUUUAAUCAAAAGGUCGCUCACUACAUAAAUUGACGAAUUGCCACUGUUCUUAUUUUGUUUGCAUAUUUAGGUGUUCGAAAACGAAACAAAAAAAAGUUGAAACCUCAAAACCGCCGAUACAAAAGUUAACCUUUAUA